Molecule: messenger RNA, 2094 nt
Organism: Candidozyma auris
Lineage: Eukaryota; Fungi; Ascomycota; Pichiomycetes; Serinales; Metschnikowiaceae
Gene: FAA4
Product: long-chain fatty acid-CoA ligase FAA4
Exons: 1
Coding region: 1-2094 (697 amino acids)
Biological process (GO): long-chain fatty-acyl-CoA metabolic process; long-chain fatty acid metabolic process
Cellular component (GO): plasma membrane; endoplasmic reticulum; lipid droplet
Molecular function (GO): long-chain fatty acid-CoA ligase activity
Source: RefSeq, a predicted model, not a curated record
AUGGCGAUCGUAACUGUUCAAGUUGGCGAGCCCAAGCAAGGCGAAGGCGCCCCAAGAAGAAGAGCCGCCCAGAGAGACGCCCCCAUCGAGAGACCCCUUGACUCCAAGGCAACGACUCUCCCAGAGUUCAUUGAGGAGUGUGUCAAGAGAAACGGCGAUAGAAAGGCAAUGGGCUGGAGAGAGUUGAAGGAGAUUCAUGUGGAGACCAAGAAAGUGACCAAGAUCAUUGAUGGCGAGGAGAAGAAAGUGGACAAGGACUGGGAGUACUAUGAGAUGUCUUCGUACAAGUACCAAACCUAUCCUGAGGUGCUUGGCUUGAUCAAGCAAUACGGUCAUGGUUUAGUGAAAAUUGGCGUCAAGCCUAACCAGGAGAACAAAUUGCACAUCUUUGCAUCCACUUCUCACAAGUGGAUGAAGACCUACUUGGCUACUCAGACCCAGAACAUCCCCAUUGUCACGGCGUACGACACUUUAGGCGAGAGUGGCUUGACCCACUCCUUAGUGCUCACAGAAUCCAAUGCAAUUUUUACCGACAACAAUCUUUUGGGCGCAUUGGUGAAUCCUUUAAAGAAGGCUGAGAAAGUUAAGGUGAUUAUUCACUCGGAGAAGAUUGACCCUGAAGACAAUCGUAACGGUGGCAAGCUCUACCGUCAGGCCCAGGAAGCCAAGGAGAAGAUCCAGGAAAUUCGCCCUGACAUCAAGUUCUACUCCUACGACGAGGUGGUGGAGGCCGGAAAGGACAAGGCUGACGAGGAAGUGAAGUACACUGCUAAACCUGAUGACAUUUCUUGUAUCAUGUUCACCUCUGGUUCCACAGGUGAUCCAAAGGGCGUGCUCUUAACACACGCCAACGUUGUUGCUGGUGUGGCAGGUCCAUCCACUUGUGCUGGUAGAGAUUUGAUCACCAAAAAUGACCGUGUCAUUGCGUUCUUACCUUUGGCACAUAUUUUUGAGUUGGUGUUCGAGCUUCUUUCUUUCUGGUGGGGCAGUUGUCUUGGUUACGCUAAUGUCAAGACGUUGACUGAUACCUCUGUCAAGAACUGUAAAUCUGACUUGCAGGAGUUCAAACCCACUAUCAUGGUUGCUGUUGCUGCUGUGUGGGAAACCGUCAGAAAGGGUAUCUUAGCCAAGGUCAAGGCCUUACCUCUUGUUACUCAGAAGAUCUUCUGGGCUUCUUAUAAGGCCAAGUCUAUUAUGACCAACAACAAAAUCCCUGGUGGCUCCCUUUUUGACAUCAUUUUUAAGAAGGUGAGAGCCGCCACCGGUGGCCAUUUGCACCAUGUCUUCAAUGGUGGCUCUCCGGUGUCCAGGGAUACUCAGGUAUUUAUUUCUACUUUGAUCGCCCCAAUGUUGGUUGGCUACGGUUUGACUGAGACUUGUGCUAACGCGACUAUUCUCGAGCACAACCAUUUGGAGUAUGGUAGUGCUGGUACCCUUGUGGGUUCAGUCACAGCAAAGUUGAUUGAUGUGCCUGAGGCUGGAUACUUUGCCAAGGAUAACCAAGGUGAAAUCUUGUUAAAAGGUGCCCCAAUUACUAAGGAGUACUACAAGAAUCCCAAGGAGACCAGCGAAGCUUUUACUGAAGAUGGUUGGUUCAAGACAGGUGAUAUUGGUGAGUGGGACAAGAACGGCGCCUUGAAGAUUAUUGACCGUAGAAAGAACUUGGUGAAGACAGCUAAUGGUGAAUAUAUUGCAUUGGAAAAAUUGGAAUCGAUUUACCGGUCCAACUCUAUUGUGUUGAAUAUUUGCGUUUAUGCUGACCAGAACAAGGUCAAGCCAAUCGCCAUUGUGAUUCCCAACGAAGCCGCUCUCAAGAACCACAUCAAGGACGAGAAGGUCUACAGCGAGGCCGAGUUGCAAACGAAAGAGCUCGCUGUCUUAUGCCACGACAAGAAGGUGAUCAGCUCUGUUCACAAGUCAUUAGAGGCUACUGGUAAGGCUCAAGGCUUGAAGGGUAUUGAAUUGAUUCAAAAUGUUGUUCUUGUGGAUGAUGAGUGGACUCCACAAAAUGGAUUUGUCACUUCUGCUCAAAAGUUGCAAAGAAGAAAGAUUUUGGCUGCCUACAAAAAAGGUGUUGAAGAGGCUUACAAAUAG